AUAACUAGAAAAGGUUUCGUCACGGUACGAGUUCGAGUUCAUUGGAAAACUUUUUGAUCUCGUGGCCGUCGUACUUUCGGUGUGAUAUCAGAGAUGGUGUAUUUUGUGUAGGUGACACUGCAAACAGAAAAAUGAUAAUGAUACAUGUGACAUAGUAUCAAUAAAAGGAAAGUCAACGUUUCUAUAAAAAGACAGAUCUUGCUUUCAUUAUAUGUAUUGGUGCAGCCAGAAAUGUCAGAUGCAUGAAUGAUUGAAGGACCUUGGACUUCUAGUUCUGAAACUGUGUACGAUAAAAAGAAGUGUCUGUAUUACCCUCGACGUAAACAGCUGAUCUCCUAGUGUUCGUAAUUUCUAUACAAAAUGUUGCAUAACAUUACACGCGUCUACAAGUAAUUCUAAGCUAAACACCAUUUCACACUUCUUCGGGAAACUACGGCUCAAUAAAAAAUGAGUUCUGUUUGGAAACGACUGCAGCGGGUAAACAAGAGGGCUGCAAAGUUUCAGUUCACUGUAUCAUAUCAUGAAGUCACUUUAGUAACAACAACAAAAUGGAAACCAAAUAAGCUAAGCGUUGUAUGGACGAGACGUAGUAGGAGAGUUACUUCAGAACCUUUAGAUUGGGAACCUAAUUUAAGUGAUCCACUAAAAGGUGUAAUUAGUUGGGCUGUUCCGGACAAUCACUCAGUUUCUGUAACUUUGUUCAAAGAUCCAAGAACUCAUGAGUUAGAAGAUAAAGAUUGGACAUUUGUAAUUGAGGAUGUUUCUCCCACUGGUAAAAGGCGGCAUGUGGCUGCCACAAAUAUAAAUAUGAAAAAGUAUGCAACUUUAGAAUCUAGUCAACAACAACUUAAAUUAGAUUUAAAGCCAACAUCGAAAAAAAUUGUUAGUGCUUCUUUAGAAUGUACUUUAUCUUGUGUCUUCUUAAGAGAAGGCAAAGCAACAGAUGAGGAUAUGCAGAGUAUGGCUAGUUUAAUGUCAGUUAACAAUAAUAGUGAUAUAGCACCUCUAGAUGAUUUUGAUAAUGAGGAUAUACCUGAGGAUGUUGAAGAAGUAUCCGUGAAAAAUCUUGAUGAAAUUCUAGAUAUUUCUGCACAACUUGAUUUAAUGACAAGUAGUCUUACUGAAAGUGAACUACCUAGCACUCCAAUAAGUGUGGCAAGUUUAUCAAAGGACAAUACUACACCUGUAAAUGAUAAUGAUCAUUUCAUUCGUGAUAUUAGUCUAACAGGCAUUGUCGAUUCUUUUAAAGAGAAAUCAUCAAUAAAAGACAGUGUUGCAGUUGAAAAUGAUAAAAACAUUGAACACAUUACACUGAGAUUACCAUUACAACCAUUAGAAUUAACAAGGAACGAUAUUACUAUUCCUAGAUUAAAAGAGAUUACACCAGGCCAGGAUUUAUUGGAGUGGUGUAAGGAUGUAACUAAAGAUUAUUCUGGUGUGAAAGUUACUAAUCUUACAACAUCUUGGAGAAAUGGAAUGGCAUUUUGUGCAAUCAUACAUCAUUUUAGACCGGAUCUUAUAGACAUAGUGUCAUUAUUACCACAUGAUGUAAAAGGUAACUGUAAGAAAGCAUUUGAUGCCGGUGAAGCCCUUGGUAUACCUAGAGUUAUAGAACCAGCAGAUAUGGAUAUAUUAACUGUACCUGACAAGUUAGCUGUGAUGACAUAUUUAUAUCAGCUGAGAGCACAUUUCACUGGUCAUGAGUUAGAGGUACAUCAGAUAGGUAAAACUACAGAUGAAUCUUCUUACAUGAUUGGUAGAUUUAAUACAGACAAUAAUUCGGAUGUGAGUGUACAAUUAUUUAGUCAAGAAAUAAUCAAUUUACAUAAGAAGGAUCAAAUGGAACAUAAAAGCAAUAAAAUAGACAACAUUAGACGGUCGAAUCCAUUUGAUAACAAAAAGGAGGAUGCUAACAUUGAUUCAUUAAAAAAUAGAUUACAUUUGAGUCUGAAUACUGAGAACCAGGAUUAUGAUCAAUGCAAUAAAGAUAAAUCACCGUCUAGUGUUAAAGAUGUUAAAGACAUCAUAUUAGCUAGUUCGAAGAGUAUUCUAGAGAAAGUGUUGUCACCAACUAAAGAAAAAUAUUUAUCUAAAGAAAAGAACAAAUCACCUCCAAGAGUACCACAAGUACAGCAUCGUCCUAUCUUAAUGACUCGUCGACAAUUAACAGAUCCGUUCGGAUCGGACGAGGAAGAGGAAAAUAUGCAGAUAGUCGACGAGAAGUGGUCUCAGUCAGUUUCAGUUAAUAAAUUGCAAUCACCUGUUCGAGAUGAUGCAACUGACAAGGGAAGUCGUGAUAUUACUGAAUAUCAGAGUGUAUCAUCACCUCACAGAGAGCAACGUUCUCAACAUCCAUUAGUCAGUCGGCAUGAUGAAUUAAGAGAACGUGCAAGACAACUGUUAGAACAGGCCAGGAAUCAGACAAAAUCAGCUGGUCUUGUUUCUGCCGCCGCUAGUCCUAUCGAGAGUCAAAAUGACGACGAAAGGCAACAGCAAUUACGCGAGAGAGCAAGACGCUUGAUAGCAGAAGUGAAAAUGGAUGUUAAUGUAUCAUCGAAUCAAAUGAUCGAUGACAAUAACAGUGACAGACGAUCGAUAGAUGAUCAAAAUAACAGUCCUAGACGAAGCAUCACACCAUCUACUCCUAGCGAUAGAUUUAGUACAAAAUCUGAGUACAAUGGAAAUAUCCUGGGAACUCCAAAUGUAAUUGAUGGCGACAAGAAAACUGGUUCUCCUCUGUACUCAUUUUCGAAAAUAAUAGAGAGAAUUUCACCAGACAAAACUAGUCCUGAUGGUACAUCAUAUACGCUAAGAGGAUUGGGGAAAGACAUGACAUCGUACAUACAAAAUGAAUUAGAAGCGUUAGAACGCGAACAAACUCAAAUAGAUAUUCAAGCAGGCAAACUUGAAAAACAGCUUCGUGCUGCCAUGGAAAGUGACAAUGAAGAAGAAACUGAAAGACUGAUGUCUCUGUGGUUUACUCUUGUCAAUAAAAAGAAUGCGCUUCUAAGAAGACAAAUGCAACUGAAUAUAUUAGAGAAAGAAGAUGAUUUAGAACGUCGAUUCAAACUUCUAAAUCGUGAACUAAGAAGUAUUCUUGCGGUAGAAGAUUCCAGAAAGACAUCCGAACAAAAAAUGCGUGAAAAUUUACUUCUAGAGGAAUUAGUGUCUAUCGUAAACAAAAGAGAUGAGUUAGUUCAUCAUCUCGAUACGCAAGAAAGAGCUAUAGAGGAUGAUGACGAAAUAGAGCGUGAUUUAUCUAGAGCUGGUUUAGCUUCACGAAAUAAAAAUUGUGUAUUACAAUGAAGAACUUCAUUGUACCUUCGUUGCGACAGCAAACAGUAAUUGCAGGUGUUAUUCCUCUUGCUGUGGAGUUGCCAAAGAAACCAGAACAUUUUACAUGACGGUAAAGAAAGCCAAGGAUUUCAUAAUCUGAGAGACAGUAAUGUUUAGAAACUUAUUUUUUACAAUGAAUUAUAUACCAAUUGUAUAAUCAGUGUUCCAUAUUUAUAUAAAUUCAUUAUUAAGUAUGCGUCAACAUACUAUUGCUACUUCACUUAAUAGAAUCAAAACAAAAAACAAAACAAAAAAUCUUUAAAUGAGUAAAGAAUUUGUUAUAGUGUUAGUAAUUUUAUAAAAAGGAAGUUGUUACGUUUGGUUACAGGAAGACUAAUUUUGCUUCUAUAGAAAUAUAUUCGUGCACGUUUGAAAUAUUUCGUAAAGAAAGCAGUAGUGAAGAAAAACAGUACUAACUCCGUGCAAUUAUGUCCCUCGCUUCAAGUGACGCGGUUGAAGACAGCUUUUCCUCUGUAGUAUCCUAUUCGAGACCCACGGUGAGACUUCCGAGAGCAGUGGAUGUUAUUUUUUCUUUGCUUUCAUUGGCUGACGACUCACGAUGCUGGAAAUAGAAAGGGAAAAAGUAGUAAAUAUGAAUACUAAUAUGACUGUGCGUGAGGCUACAGAGGGAAACCUACAUUGUUUCGCCAUAAUUUCUUUUAUUUACAAGUUGCUUCCGAUCUUCAUAAAAGAAAGGGUAGCGAUGACGAGUGAAAAGCGAUAGCUUCCCAAUAUUUUGCGAAUGCUUGUAGAAGAGAGUCAUCAUCUCAAAUCGCAAGGGGAAAAUACUGUACAUCAUUAUGAAAGCUUUCUAAUUCAAAUAAGGUGCUAGAAUAUAUGUACAAUAAUGCUUUUAAGAAAGUUUACUAGCGAAAUCAGUUCGUAAUCACCUUCAACUUUGAGAAUUGUUCAGUAAGAAAGAUUCUCUCUGUUGCUCUUUUGAAAGCAUUAUUGUAGAUUAAAAAUAAUAAAGUAGAAAGGAAUGUUAUGAUAUAUAUACUAUAUUACUUCUGCAAUUCUUUGACAUUGUGCAUUACACUUAUAUUUAUCACAUCAUGACAUUCAUAUGCAUUAGAUGCACUUGAAAUGAAUCAAUCAUUCACAGGGGAAAACAAAUUCUGAUGAAAUAGUAUUGGUACUCCAUAGAAUUUGAUAUGGAACAGUAAUCAAAGAACAGUACUCAUUUUUCCAUUUAUAGUACGAUCAUGGACUAUAGUUAUUUUGUUUGUGCCAUAUAUAAACAUCCUAAUUUGUUCGUAACCGUUAUACUCAUUUACUCCGUUUGCAAACUAUUUGCCAUUUUAGGAAAGUGAUAUAUACAAUUUUUCCUAUAAUAUAUUAAUUAUUUAUUAUUGAAUUUAGUAUCAAGAUGCAGGAGGCCUAAUUGACUUUGUAUAUUCUUUUUUUUCUCUUCCUUCCUUUCUCUUCACUCUGUUCUUUUUUCUCUUGUUUCACAAGAAUUUGUACUAAAAAAACUAAUUGGUCCCUAUGGGAAGUAUAUGUUCUCUUAAAAUUUGUAAAAGAGACGAUUAUUGCAGAAGUGAUCUAGCCAUAAAUGAUUGACUAAUAACUUAUGUAGAUCAAAGUUGGGUCAACUAAUUGCUUAUAAGCAAUUGCUCAAUUUUUCUCAUAGUUUGGCUCUAUAAUAUAAGCCACGUUCGCGAAAUGGCUCAUGCAGGCAGCCCACGAUAUCAAAUUUAUACAGGCUACUACUUUGGGUUAUAACUGUAUGAUAAGAGUGUGCAAACAUCAGAAAGUAAUGCAGUCAUUAAUAGACUGCACAUCUUCAUGCAUUUAUUUUCAUAAUAUUAUGUGUAAAAAUGGAAAUAUGCAUAGAGAUUUGCAGCUUAAUUAGCAGGACAGACCCAUCUUAUUAUAUAGAUAAUUAGGAAAAAGUGUGGGUCUCCAGUAAAAAUAAGAGUAGUCAGCUGCCCAGCUCUGAUCUAGAGUGUUAGGAAAAUCAUGAGAAAGGAAGUAUCCAUGCCCGUUUAGUUUUUCCUUCACCUUGCCUGCUCGCUCAGAAGUCGCAGUGUAUAAUUUUAGUAAUUUCUUCAUAGUUUUGUAAUAGUUUCAGAAUGGGAAGGAAUAUUUUAAUAUAUACUACGUCCUAAGAUUUGACAAAGUGGGAUGGUCAAGAGACAUAAAUCGGUACUUAAGUCGAACAUUCUCUUUCUUGUAAUAAAUUUCUCGUGUUGUCUUUUGCGUUCUGUGAAUUGUUUGAUUUUAUAUAUUUUAGACGUUUUACUUAAUACUUUCAGUGAAAUGGUAUUCGACUAAUAGGAAGGUGAAUCGUCAAAAUGUAGAUACAUUGUAUCUCAAGAAUAAGAAUGAACUGUGAAGUUUAAAGUCUGCACAUUUCUCUGUGUAAUAUAGACUAUUAAUUUGCUUGUAACUGAUGUAAAUGCACUUGUAAAACUACUUAUACAAUGUUAAGAGACGAGAAACAUAUUUAAACAAUCCUUUGGAAAAGUCGUCUUUCAAAAUAUGUUCUCAUAAUAUACGAGAAGUUUUUUAAAGGUAAAGAUAACAAAAAUGUUUUCUUCUUCAUAGUCGAACUUUGGGGGUGAUGUAAUAUAGUUGAAGUAGUGCAGGCAUAUCAUAAAUGAUAAUAACUGCCAUAACAGAUCGUUAAAGAUAUAAGAAAAGUACACAUUCACCGAAUGAUGAAACAUUGAAAAGCAGAUAUCCUUUUCUUCCUUUUCUUCCUCUAGCCUUAAAGAGUCAACAUCGAUCGUGUUUCCGUUUUUUAACGUAUCAAAUGAAAUAUGUAAAUCUGAUUUUAGCUGUAACAUCGCUAGGGGUGACGUCGAAAAAUUGAUAUAAGAAUAGAAUGCGAAUUUUUUUUAAUAUGCUUGGAGAUUAAUAAGUCGACUAUUCAAAUUAGCAACAUUUGCGAGACACUGAGUUGCAUCAUAAUUUGUUAUUAGUGCGUCUGAUUUCUCUUUUGUUACCAUUAUCUUCCUUAAUGUUAAUCGACAAAAUGCGAAUAUUGUAAAUGAAGACAUUGAAUUUUUACGGUUAAUUUAGCAAUAAUUUGUCAUGUUAGUGCCUAUGUAUAUAAUAUACAUACGUAUUUAAGAGUGAAAAACUAUCCACGACGAAUAUGUGGUACACAGUGUGUGUCUGUAUAUUUGUAAUGAUGCAGUGUAUCUCGUGGCAAUUAUUCGAACAAUCAUGAAAUUCGAAAUAUGAUAAUCCGCGAAAUGAAUCAGACUUUUAUUCUGAAAGAGACAAAUCCAAUAUGAAAAGAAAAGUACGUGGCCAGACGGAAUUACAAAGACUGACAUACGAAAAGUUGCUUUAAGAUUUAAGUAUGUUACGACUACAUAAGUGCAAUACAAGUUGGGUUUCUCAGGCGAAUAAAAGAUAUCCUCGUUACUUUAUAUUACGAGAUACUCUGUACGCGUAUUUCUAUGUAAAAAAAAAAAUAAGAAAAUGCUAUCAUAUCUGUCUGCUUUCGUAGCGUUGCGCUAAAGUAAUCUUAAUUUCUUUUAUUUAUUAUUACUAAACGUAUUGACUCGAAAUAUUGUAACUCUGAAAGCAAUGAACAUUCUUGCCAAUGCUUAGUCUCAAGGUGGACACGGUUUUCUUUCCUAGAAAUGGUGUUAUUUGUAAAUCACUUCAUGUGAAAGAAAUAAUGUAUAAUGUGUCGGAACGUAUCACACAGUAGUUAUUAAUAAAUAAAUGCAAAUAAAGCACUGUAAGAAAACAUCAA
Molecule: messenger RNA, 7051 nt
Organism: Megalopta genalis
Lineage: Eukaryota; Metazoa; Arthropoda; Insecta; Hymenoptera; Halictidae
Source: RefSeq, a predicted model, not a curated record